Messenger RNA from Nasonia vitripennis (jewel wasp), 2212 nucleotides. RefSeq names its product adenosine deaminase 2-like. The coding region runs from base 952 to 1986 and encodes 344 amino acids. Gene Ontology annotation, biological process: adenosine catabolic process; inosine biosynthetic process. Gene Ontology annotation, molecular function: adenosine deaminase activity. The record is from RefSeq and is a predicted model, not a curated record. The transcript is spliced from 4 exons. Lineage: Eukaryota; Metazoa; Arthropoda; Insecta; Hymenoptera; Pteromalidae.
GUAUAUAUUCGUGAAUAACGGAUUUUAUUUUUGAAUGACAACAAGAUUUAUGUUUAGAAUACUUUCUCUGAGCAGACGUUUUGUAAAAGAGAAAGAUAAAUCACGAUGCACAAUCACGUCAUUUUUCUGAGUUAGUUUUGUUUGAAUAGACAUCAUCAAUUGUUGUUGAAUUCAACAUCGUUACUGUAUCGGGGUGAGGUCUAAAAUCGUACAUGUGUAUUCAACCUAAUGUCUACUUAAUUUCUAAUUAUGUAAAUUUCAAAAUCCUAUUUGCGUAAACUUGGCGUCAUAUUUAGAAAUAACAUACUUCAAUGCACACAUUGCAUAAUUGUACGUCUGAAAUCAUGAGCGAUAAGACAGUCAUGCUUUUAAUGUAACGUGUAACAAUUUAUAAGCCAUGUGAAAAGAUUAAUAAGUUAACUUUUCUUUCGGUUAUGAAUUAGUAAGCAUAGUUUUACCUUUCAGUCAAAGCUCCCAGUCAUGUCGUUUUCGGGGCAAUUGUAUCUAAAAUUCUCAAUAUGCAUUUUGCUGGUUAUCAAUUUCACUCAAGCCGUUCCGGUCAGUAAUUACACAAAAAUACGAAACUUGCUUAUUCAAGAAGAAAAAAACAUUGCCUUCGGUGGUCAAAUACAUUUGACUGGAGAUGAAAUACCAGCCAAUGUUUGAUGGCUGCAAAAUGGAAGGAAGUUGACGAUGGUGCGUUUUUUCAUUAUUUUUUAUCUUCAUUAACAAAGUUUACAUACCAUAAGACUCGAUAUUGAACAUUGAAAAUGAUUUCAUUUAUAGGUUUUAAAAAUCCGACUAAGUUCUUACCGGCGAAAAACUUCCUCAACGCUCGCGAUGACAUAGAAAAGUCUUCAAAGUUUUCAAAAUCCUUCGUGAAAUGCCAAAAGGUGCCGUUUUCCAGCUCACAGUUCAGCUAUAACUUCGCUCGAUUUCAUCGUUAAGAACAUGACCUACGAACCCAAUCUCUACAUAUGCCGUGAAGGCAACUCGAUGCAGUUCCGAUUCUUCCAACAGCCCAAAGACAAGUCUCAUUGGAAAUUGCUCCAGGAUAUUCGCAAAGCUGAGCCUAAUAUCGACAAAGAUAUAAAGCAUAGUUUGGAACUUAUCGAGGGAGAGUACAACGAUGUAAAUGCUCUCUGGGAUAAAUUCGAGGGGACCAUUACUGUGCUCAAGGGAUUGGUAACAUAUCGGCCUCUUUUUGAGAGAUCCUUUUAUGUAGCCAUGCAAGAGCUCUACGAUGACAACGUGAUGCUAAUGGAACUUUGUUCGUCGAUGUCAGCUUUGUACGAAAUCGAUGGAUCAUUACAUGACGUAGUGAGCGUUACCAAAAUUUACAAAGCAGUUUCCGAUAGAUUCGUCCACGAUCAUCCAGGAUUUUUGGGCGCAAAGGUCAUUUUUGCCUCUUACAGAAAAGUAUCCCCGCAGACUUUUAACAAUUACGUGGAGACGUUCAGAAAAAUGAAAGCCGCCUAUCCCGAUUUUAUCAUCGGUUUUGAUCUGGUGGGUCAGGAAGAUUUGGGUCAUCCGCUUUUAAACUUUGCCGAUAAACUUCAGGAGUUUGGCAAGGAAACGCUGUUCUUUUUCCAUGCUGGCGAGACCAAUUGGUACGGACAUGCUACGAACGAGAAUCUCUACGACGCCGUUUUGCUCAACACGAAGAGGAUUGGUCACGGAUUCGCUUUAUUGAAGCAUCCAAAGCUGAUGGAACUAGUAAUGCAGAAAAAGAUCGCAAUCGAACUCAAUCUGAUUUCGAACCAAGUUCUGGAACUCGUCAAAGACAUGAGGAAUCACCCGGCCAGUUACUUCUUCGCAAAAAAUUUCCCUGUAGUCGUGUCGAAUGAUGACCCCAACUUUUGGGGCUCCCAGGGCUUGAGCUACGACUUCUAUGAGGCAUUCGUUGGAAUAAUGUCACGAGAUGCCGAUCUCAAAGCACUCAAGCAGUUGGCGAUGAAUUCGAUUACCUACAGCGGAUUGAACUAGCAGGAGCAGACCAACGCUUUCAAUAUUUGGAACAGAGCCUGGAACACGUUCGUUACAUCGCUUGCUCGAAGGUGCCAGCACAAUUAGAUAUAGUUAAUAUGCGAAAUGUAUUAUUUGUUAAACGUUAUAGACUUCUGUAAAUAAAUUUCAUUUCUUCUAGAUAAGUAUCAAUUUUUGCACAAACGAUGUUUCAAAUAUUUUAUUAGGAUCUCAUAGUGUAUUUCUA